AUGGCCAGAAGAACCGUCCAGCUGUUGACGCUCCGCCGCCCAAAGCGCCCAAGAAGAAGUCCGCCGCUCAAAGCCACAGAAAGCAUGGCCCGGCGUCGGUUUGAGCUGAUCGGUCAAAGCCGUGUCCCGCGUCCAAGGAGAGGAGCGGCGUGUCCCUCGCCGCCCCUGAAGAAAUGGCUCUCGCCGCCGGCCGGCUACGACGUGGAGAAGAACAACUCCCGCGUCAAAGCUUCGCCAAUCAAGAGCCUGGCGCCUCCGGCUCCUUCAAGCUCAGCAAGAAAGCAAGCCGAGCCCAAGAAGAAACCGGGCCAGAAGGCGGCUCUAAGCCAAGAAGCCCGCUGCUGCCCGACGGCCCAAGAGGCAGCGGCAAAGAGCCCGCCCGCUAAGAAAUCACCCAAGAAGGCCAGAAACCGCCCCGCCGCCGCCAAGAAGGCGACCAAGAGCCCAAGAAGGCGACAAGAGCCCCAAGAAGGCGAAGAAGCCAGCAGCGCCCAAGAAAGAGCAAGAGGCCCCAAAAAGGCCAAGCUGGCCAAAACCCAAGAAGCAAAGCCUAAAGCUGCCAAGCCUAAGAAGGCAGCUACCAAGAAGAAUAAACUCUUCUGUUUUCUUCAUCAACGGCAUUUCAGAGCACCACAAACUCUACAGAGAGCAAAGAAACCCACCAGCACUUCAGUCUUAGUGUAA
Molecule: messenger RNA, 684 nt
Organism: Cyprinus carpio (common carp)
Lineage: Eukaryota; Metazoa; Chordata; Actinopteri; Cypriniformes; Cyprinidae
Product: histone H1-like
Exons: 2
Coding region: 1-684 (227 amino acids)
Source: RefSeq, a predicted model, not a curated record